AUGUCACAUCCGCCCCAACAAUCUCCCGAGCAAGUUGUUGAAGAGAUCAGACAAAAAAUCCAAAAAGAGCGUAAGAUCAUUCAAGGUUUCAACAAUGUUAAAAAAAACACCAAUAAUCCAGAAGUCAUCCAAAAAUGUAAAUCCAAAAUCAUCGAAUCACAGUCGGUAAUUGACUAUUAUGAACAGACUAUGAAUAAAUUGACAAGACAAAUGCAAAGAUUAAAUACACAUGGUAGUAAUGAAACGGCUACUGCUGAUGGUAGAAGUUCUGUUGUAUCUGAGUACAAACAGAAUUAUUCCAAUUUUGAUUUGAUCAAAUAUGAAUGUCCCUCCCUUGGAAAUAAGAUCCAGUACAUGUUACAAUAUUUAGAGUUCAAACUUCAAGUAGAAAAUAAGUAUUCCGAAGCAAACAAAAAGUUGUCACACCUUUAUCUCAUGGAUGGUGACAAAUCAUCAAGUAAUGCUGCUGCAGGUGGCAAAGCGGAAAGUGACCAAAGAAUCCACUUAUUGGAAAAGGCAUUGAAGAAGUAUCAAAAAUUUAGUAUCAAUGAUCAUGAAUUUGAUCGUGAUUUUGAGAUUAUGGAUGGUACCAAGCACUCAAGAAAACUUUUGACAGGUAGAUUAACUGUUUCUGUCACCUGUAUUAGAGAUGUUGAUCAUAUCGCCACAGCACCAAUGAAGAAACGUGAGACCAUAAUAGUGGUCAAAAUUGAUGAUUUGGAAAAGGCACGAACAAAACCAUCGAAGAACGACAAUUGGAAUGAAGAAAUGAUUAUUGAUGUUGAUAAAAGUCAUGAAAUAGAAUUAUCUGUGAUGGAUAAACAAAAUGGAGUCUAUGUUCCGGUUGCCGUCAAUUGGCUUUCUCUUUUUGAUUUGGCAGAAGAAAUUCGUAAAAGGAAAGUUGCCAAAGACCAAGGUUCAAGUGGUUGGUUACCAGCAUCCAAUUUCCCACAAAACGGUGGAUCUAGUGGUAAUUUAGGCACUAUUGGUGGUAGUUAUGGAGCUACAUCACCAUUACCUCCAAAUGAUGAUUUGACACCAUCAAGAUCUCCGAAUCAGGAAGCCAAGGAUGCCAAUAUUCUGGUCAGCACAUGGUUGAGUUUGGAACCGGGUGGUCAAAUGUUGGUCAAUUUGAAUUUUGAAAAAUCGCUUACCCAAGGAAAACAAUUUAGAGGUCCAUUGGGCCGUCAUGGUGCCAUUCGUCAAAAAAAGGAAGAAGUUUUCGAGAAACAUGGUCACCAAUUUGUCCAGAAACAAUUUUACAAUAUUAUGUCUUGUGCCCUUUGUGGGGAAUUUUUGCGUUAUACUGGUUAUCAAUGUCAAGAUUGUAAGUUCUUGUGUCAUAAAAAGUGUUACCAAAAAGUUGUUACGAAAUGUAUUUCUAAAUCUGGUUCUGAUUAUGAUGCUGCUCAAUUAAACCAUCGUAUUCCUCAUAGAUUUGAACCAGUUACCAAUCAUGGUACAAAAUGGUGUUGUCAUUGUGGUUAUCUUUUACCUUGGGGUAAAAAGAAUGUUCGAAAAUGUACCGAAUGUGGCGUCAUGUGUCAUGCUCAAUGUACUCAUUUAGUUCCUGAUUUCUGUGGUAUGUCUUUGCAAAUGGCUAAUGAGAUCCUUGCUACGAUUGAGUCUACCAAGCUUUCACCGAAGAAACCGGUUACUUCUAGACAGAGGUCACAACCACAAUUAGGAAAACAAUUACCACCAAGACCUUCAACCGAAGUUGAAAAGAAGGAAUCAUUGGACUCUGGUGAAACAUUGCACACUAAUGAAGAGUCAUAUAAGUCAUUAAGACCUGCCUCAAUUGCUCAUGCAGAUUUGGAUUAUGUUUCAAAGUUGCCAACUACUGUACAGAACAAAUACCAAGAACCGGUUGAAUUACCUCAACAACAUCAAGUCACAAAGCGUCGUGCACCAGAUACAUCUGAUCUUAGUUUUGAUACCAGUUAUGUUCAAUCAUCCCAACAACAGCAACAGCAGCAACAGCAGCAGCAACAACAAGACUAUGAUCCUCGCCGCGUUCUGGGAGAACAAAGACAUGGAAUACCUCCUGUCGUUUCAGAAGAUUAUUCUAUGGAACAACAACCUCAACAUGAACAAGAGGUUGAAGAUGUUGUGAUGGAAGAUGUAAAGAAUGAUUUUAGUGACUUUGAUUACCACAAUAAGCAUACUAGAAAUGAAAUUCUUUCCAAUGUACAAGAAGAAGAUAUGCGCAGUCCAUUUGCGGAUCAAGUCGAACCACAUGUUCCACAAACAGCUGUUCACCAUCAAAAUAAACAAGUCCAACAAGUUCAACAGGAAGAGAUUACACAUCACAGAAGUCACUCUAGUGGUAAAUCCGGAAAAUCCAAGCGUCGUAAGAGAAAAGUUGGGUUGGAUGAUUUCCAAUUUUUGGCAGUUUUGGGUAAGGGUAAUUUUGGUAAAGUUAUGUUGGCUGAAUCAAGACAUACCGAUAAAUUAUGUGCAAUCAAAGUUUUGAAGAAGGAUUUCAUUGUUGAAAAUGAUGAAGCAGAAAGUGUCAAAUCAGAAAAGAGAGUAUUUUUAACGGCUAAUAGAGAAAUGCAUCCAUUUUUGUUGAAUUUGCAUUGCUGUUUCCAAACGGAGAAUAGAAUCUAUUUUGUUAUGGAGUAUAUUUCCGGUGGUGAUUUGAUGUGGCACAUCCAAAAGAAUAGAUUUACUGCGAAGAGAGCCAAGUUUUAUGCUUGUGAAGUUCUUUUAGGUUUGAAAUAUUUCCAUGAUAAUGGUAUUGUUUAUCGUGAUUUGAAAUUGGAUAAUAUCUUACUUACCACUAAAGGUCAUAUCAAAAUUGGUGAUUAUGGUUUAUGUAAAGAAAACAUGUGGCAUAAGAGCACCACUUCCACCUUCUGUGGUACUCCAGAGUUUAUGGCUCCAGAAAUUGUUGCAGGUAAGCCAUAUGAUAGAAGUGUUGACUGGUGGGCAUUUGGUGUGUUAUUGUUCCAAAUGUUGUUGUGCCAAUCUCCAUUCAAAGGUGAUGAUGAGGAUGAUAUUUUCAAUGCCAUUGAGAAUGAUGAAGUUAAGUACCCAAUAAACUUAUCUAGACAAACAGUAUUGGUACUACAAGCAUUAUUAACCAAGGAUCCUUCUCAACGUCUUGGUAGUGGUCCACGAGAUGCCGAAGAAAUUAUGGAACAUCCAUAUUUCCAUGAUGUUAACUUUGAUGAUGUGCUUCAUUGUAGAAUCCCAGCACCAUAUAUUCCAGAAGUUCAAUCUGAACAUGACUAUUCCAAUUUUGAUCAAGAGUUUACUUCUGAGACUCCAAGAUUAACUCCUGUUGAAACUGUUCUUACUUCUGAAAUGCAAGAACAAUUUAGAGGAUUCUCCCAUAUAUCUGAGCAUGCCCAGAUAUAG
Candida tropicalis MYA-3404 is the source of this 3366-nucleotide messenger RNA. It is a transcript of the gene PKC1, whose product is annotated as protein kinase C. Gene Ontology annotation, biological process: protein phosphorylation; signal transduction; fungal-type cell wall biogenesis. The transcript has a single exon. The record is from RefSeq and is a predicted model, not a curated record. NCBI's taxonomy places the organism in Eukaryota, Fungi, Ascomycota, Pichiomycetes, Serinales, Debaryomycetaceae. Gene Ontology annotation, molecular function: ATP binding; diacylglycerol-dependent serine/threonine kinase activity. Bases 1 to 3366 code for a protein of 1121 amino acids.